Enterobius vermicularis (human pinworm) is the source of this 1683-nucleotide messenger RNA. Lineage: Eukaryota; Metazoa; Nematoda; Chromadorea; Rhabditida; Oxyuridae. The record is from the annotation of a GenBank genome assembly.
AUGAUGGAUGAAGCCGAAAAGGUUGAUGUUUUGAAAUUGACCGCAGAAGACCUUACUCCAAAAGGAGGUUUGAAGGAGCGAAAAUGGAAUUGGAAAAACAGAGCUAAACGAUCUUUCCCUAGGAAACGACGUACUGUCGUGUCGGAGCCAGAAGAAGGUUCUAAGAAACCACUAGUGUCAGAAGAGUUGCUUAAAAAACAUGAUACUGGGGCGUCUGAAAUUAAUCCGAAAAGAGUCAAAACGAAAUUUCAUCAAAUCAAGCUUUUGAAGAGGAAAGAAAAGUUUUUGGCCAGGACAGAGCAGACUGCCCGGGCAGAGAUUUUGAAUCAGGAGGAUGAAGGAUUUUUAAUCGGGGACAGAGGAGAAUUAACUUACAACAUCCGUCAGAAUGAAAUAGCUGCCGCUGUAGACGUAGCAAGCUCGACAAAGUGCUUUGACCUUGCUCUCGAUCGUUUUGGUCCAUACCGCAUUGACUACUCGAAUAACGGCAGAUAUUUGUUAGUCGGUGGUAAGAAAGGACAUGUAGCAGCUUUUGAUUGGAUGACUAAAAAGCUACUAUUUGAAACUAACGUUAUGGAAGCAGUCAGAGACGUGCAGUGGCUUCAUGUAGAGACAAUGUUUGCCGUUGCUCAGAAGAGAUGGACAUAUAUUUACGACAACAUGGGUGUUGAAUUACACUGCCUAAAAAUGCUCCAUGAUAUUAGGAGAAUGGAGUUUCUUCCGAGGCAUUUUUUGUUGGUGGCCGGUGCGAACACGUCUUUCCUUCACUAUAUUGAUGUCUCAUUAGGUAAGAUUGUACAGUCAUUUUGCACGCGGCAGGGUGCACUUGACGUUAUGGCACAGAAUCCAAGUAAUGCGGUUAUCCACACGGGCCAUAGUAAUGGCACAGUUCAGCUUUGGUCACCUAAUGUUCAAGAACCCCUUAUCAAAAUGCUAACACACAUUGGAGCAGUUCGUGGGAUUUCAAUAGAGGGGAAUUAUAUGGCAACUACUGGUUUGGAUCAGAGAUUAAGAGUGUGGGAUGUGCGGACCUACAAACAAUUAUUUGGGUAUCAUUUACCGUUUGGAUUGUCUGAAGUAGCUUUCAGUCAGCGAAAUGUUAUUGCAUGUGCUAUUGGUAACACAGUGCAGACUUUUAAAAAUGCACAUAUUGGUAAUUUGGAAAGUCCUUACUUAGUUCAUGACUGUGGAGGUUUAAUCGCAGAUCUUGAAUUUUGCCCAUAUGAAGACGUUCUUGGAAUAGGACAUCAGAAUGGUAUUGCCAGUAUUCUUGUCCCAGGUUCUGGUGAAGCAAACGUUGAUACUCUUCAUGCAAAUCCAUAUGAAUCAAAAUCUCAGCGUCGUGAGAGGGAAGUGAAGCAGCUGUUGGAUAAGAUUCAACCGGAACUUAUAACUUUGGACACCUCCGAAAUCAGCAAGGUCAAUACGGACGUUAUGCAGGAAGAAAAUGAGAGAUUGAAAAAAGUUCUUUACCUCCGUCCUCGUGAUGUAAAGUUCACUCCAAGAAAUAAAAGAAAGGGUCUCAGCAAAGAUAAGCGAAAGCAGAUUGUAAAUGCUGAGAUGAGGUUUGCAAGGAACGAAGAAAUCAAAGAAGCAGAAAAGCAGCUACUUCCUGUUCCAGAAAAAGAGAAAGAAAAGAUUGUCAAGUCAGUCUUGGAUAGGUUCAAGAGAAAGGACAAAUGA